This is a messenger RNA of Triticum turgidum subsp. durum (durum wheat), 1209 nucleotides long. The record is from the annotation of a GenBank genome assembly. Lineage: Eukaryota; Viridiplantae; Streptophyta; Magnoliopsida; Poales; Poaceae.
AUGGCGCUCGGCACCUGCGUCCUCCCUUCGUUCUCUCCCCAGGCUGCCGUCCUCCGCCGUACGUCCACCGUAGCCAGCGCAGCUGCAGCCUCCCGGAUCGGCGGCUUCCUCUCCAGCAAGCCCUACGCGCUGCCGCCCUGGGCGUCGGGCCUUUCCCACGCCCCGUCCCACACCUUCUCCCUCGGCCACUUCCCGACCCCGAUCCACCGGUGGAACCUGCCCGACCUGCCCAAGGGCACGGAGGUGUGGAUCAAGCGGGACGACCUCGCCGGCAUGCAGCUGAGCGGCAACAAGGCGCGGAAGCUCGAGUUCCUCGUGGCGGACGCCGCCGCGCGGGGCGCCGACUGCGUCGUCACCGCCGGCGGCAUCCAGAGCAACCACUGCCGGGCCACCGCCGUGGCCGCCAAGUACGCCGGCCUCGACUCCUAUCUGAUACUCUGCACCCCCAAGCUCCUCGUGGACCGGGACCCCGGCCUGGUCGGCAACCUGCUCGUCGAGAGGCUGCUGGGCGCGCACAUCGACCUGGUCUCGCAGAGAGAAUUUUUGAAGUUUGGGAGCGUGGCUCUCACCGAACUGCUGAAGAAGAGGCUCCUGGAAGAGGGGCGGCGGCCGUACGUGAUCCCUGCCGGCGGAUCGAACGCACUGGGGAAUUGGGGAUACAUCGAAGCAGUAAGGGAGAUUGAGGAACAAAUUCAGUCAUCUGAUGGUGGUCUUCAGUUUGAUGACAUUGUUGUCGCGUGCGGCAGCGGCGGAACCGUCGCCGGCCUCGCUUUGGGAUCGCAGCUGAGUAGCCUGAAGGCCAAAGUCCACGCCUUCUCUGUCUGCUAUGGCCCUAAAUACUUCUAUGACUCUGUUCAAGGUCUGAUCGAUGGGCUUCAGUCUGGUCUGGACUCACAUGAUAUAGUCAGCAUUGAAGAUGCCAAGGGCUUGGGUUAUGCCAAGAGCACGGGUGAUGAACUUAGAUUUGUGAAGGAUGUCGCUGCGGCGACAGGCAUCGUGCUCGAUCCGGUCUACACCGGGAAGGCGGCUUACGGUAUGCUGAAGGACAUGUCAGAUAAUCAAGCCAAGUGGGAAGGGCGAAAGGUCCUGUUUGUUCACACCGGUGGUCUCCUUGGGUUGUAUGAUAAGGUGGAUCAGUUGUCGUCUUUGGCCGGGGGCUGGCUCAGAAUGGACCUUGAAGAACCUGUGCUCCAUGCAAAUCUCAACUAG